GGUGGGGUGGGGGGGACCAAUGACUGCAGAUUGGCUAGGGCACAGCGAGGUCUGGGCCGGAGCCCCGAGGUGGGAGGUGCCUGGAUCACUCCGGCAGCGGAGCGGAGCAGAGACUGCCACCUACUUGGACGACCGAACAGCGGGGACGGCUGCAGGGUCCAACCCGGCCGGGGCGCACACGGGCCAACCGGGGGACGAGCACCGAGCCGUCGGGGCGGGCGGGGACAUCCAGCCAUGAGGGUGGUGGAAGGCGCGUGGACGGCCGCCCUGGCGCUGCUGCUCGGGGCGCUGCAUGGGGCUCCGGCGCAGGGCCAGGAGUACGACUACUAUGGCUGGCAGGCGGAGCCGCUGCACGGCCGUUCCUACUCCAAGCCACCGCAAUGCCUCGACAUUCCCGCCGAUCUGCCACUCUGCCACACGGUGGGUUACAAGCGCAUGCGGCUGCCCAACCUGCUGGAGCACGAGAGCCUAGCCGAGGUAAAGCAGCAGGCGAGCAGCUGGCUGCCGCUGCUGGCCAAGCGCUGCCAUUCGGACACCCAGGUCUUCCUCUGCUCGCUCUUCGCGCCUGUCUGCCUAGACCGGCCCAUCUACCCGUGCCGCUCGCUGUGCGAGGCCGUGCGCGCCGGCUGCGCACCGCUCAUGGAGGCCUAUGGCUUCCCCUGGCCCGAGAUGCUGCACUGCCACAAGUUCCCCCUGGACAACGACCUCUGCAUCGCGGUACAAUUCGGACACCUGCCUGCCACCGCGCCUCCAGUGACCAAGAUCUGUGCCCAGUGUGAGAUGGAGGACAGUGCUGACGGCCUCAUGGAGCAGAUGUGCUCCAGCGACUUUGUGAUCAAGAUGCGCAUUAAGGAGAUCAAGAUAGACAAUGGGGACCGGAAGCUGAUUGGAGCCCAGAAGAAGAAGAAACUGCUCAAGGCAGGCCCCUUAAAGCGCAAAGACACCAAGAAGCUGGUCCUGCACAUGAAGAACGGUGCAGGCUGCCCCUGCCCACAGCUGGACAGCCUCACAGGCAGCUUCCUGGUUAUGGGCCGCAAAGUGGAGGGGCAGCUGCUGCUUGUGGCCAUCUACCGCUGGGACAAGAAGAACAAGGAAAUGAAGUUUGCGGUCAAGUUCAUGUUCUCCUACCCCUGUUCGCUCUACUACCCUUUUUUCUAUGGGGCAGCUGAACCCCACUGAAGGACCCUCCUCCUUGCCCUAGCCAGCCAGCUGUGCCUUGCCCUCUGUCCCUGCCCACCUGGCCCCACCCCCCACUCCCAGGCUAACCCAGCCCCUGGCAAAGGUGGCCUCGUGAAACUACUACUUGCUCAGGCUCCCUCCUUGACUGAAGGGUCCUGGAAUCCUGGGGUCUACUGGGGGCUCCCACUCUCAAGGGAGGGACUUUCUCUUCUGGGGGAAGCCCAGAAAGCAGGCAGAGGAGAAAAAGGUGAAGGAAGGAUGCAGGGCCUCCCGCAGCCUGGGGAGGGAGUUUCCAGGAAGAAUAGAGGGAUCUUAAGGGGCAGCUUCCCUCCCACAGGCCCUUCAUGUGUCACCACAGGCCUCCACGUCCUCCAGCCACACCCACUCCUCCUCUGGAGCCCUGCUGGACAGGAGUGGGCUCAGCAGCUCCUGGCGUCGUCAUACAAGCUCGCCUCCUGGCUCUCGCCUCAGCGCCCCACACCCUCUGUCCCAAACCCAACAAUAAAUUAUUGCUACUGCUGUGAGACCACUGGUUUUAGACGACAGGUUUGGUUCUUAAUAUUUUUUUAAAGUUUUUAAUUAAAUAAAAUAAAAUUGUUGCUUUGUA
Molecule: messenger RNA, 1786 nt
Organism: Myodes glareolus (Bank vole)
Lineage: Eukaryota; Metazoa; Chordata; Mammalia; Rodentia; Cricetidae
Gene: Sfrp5
Product: secreted frizzled related protein 5
Biological process (GO): non-canonical Wnt signaling pathway; canonical Wnt signaling pathway
Molecular function (GO): Wnt-protein binding
Source: RefSeq, a predicted model, not a curated record